Penicillium arizonense is the source of this 861-nucleotide messenger RNA. RefSeq lists its product as uncharacterized. Gene Ontology annotation, molecular function: carbon-sulfur lyase activity. NCBI's taxonomy places the organism in Eukaryota, Fungi, Ascomycota, Eurotiomycetes, Eurotiales, Aspergillaceae. The record is from RefSeq and is a predicted model, not a curated record. The transcript has a single exon. Bases 1 to 861 code for a protein of 286 amino acids.
AUGGAUAACUUAACAGGCUACAACCACGCUUCGGCACUAGGAACACGCCACUUCUGCAGUACAUGCGGCUGCCACGUCGGCGAUCUAGGACUAGACGAUGGAAACUGGACAAUAUCCACAGCGAUCUUCACAGAACCAAAUACCGGGCUGUGGGAGAUGAGGUCGCAUUGCUUUACGAAUUCAUCAGCUGAUGGUGGUCUCUCAGCUAUAUUUUCGCAUAUUGAUGGUCGGCGGCUUGGGUUCUUUAACCCGGAGGAUACAUCCUCUGGCUUGACGAAGGACGUCGGUAGAGAUAUCCGAACCGAUGAAGCAGAGUCUACUUCCGAGGGACUACUCGCUGAAUGCCAAUGCGGCGGCGUUUCCUUUACCAUUUCCCGUCCUCGAGAAGAAUUCAUCGCCAGUCCUGCAAGUGAAGGAUGGUUACACUCAUCUGAUACGAGUAAAUGGCUUGCACUUCUUGAUCUAUGUGACGAUUGCCGCCUCACUUCUGGAACAAAUGUCAUGGCUUGGAUGUACGUUCCGUUGGAUCAUAUAUCGCCCCACAUAUCGGCAGACUUGGCUAUUGGGUCAUCGAAGAGUUACAGAUCGAGUAAAGGUAGGCUGCGGACGUUCUGUGGGACUUGUGGCGCGACGGUGUUUUAUAUUUCUGAUACUCGGCCUUCGGUUGUCGAUGUGGCGGUUGGAAUUUUGCGUGCGCCGGAGGGGACGAUGGCUGAGAAGUGGGCUAUCUGGAGGGCUGGGAGAAUUGCAGCUGCUAAUAGUGGAUUGAAGUAUGAUCCUGGAUUUAGUAAGGCGCUUAUUGAGGGAAUGGCGAGAUGGGGUGGUGAGCGCGGGAUGCCGGAGGAUUUUGUAGUGCCAUAG